Molecule: messenger RNA, 2149 nt
Organism: Notothenia coriiceps (black rockcod)
Lineage: Eukaryota; Metazoa; Chordata; Actinopteri; Perciformes; Nototheniidae
Exons: 8
Coding region: 43-2034 (663 amino acids)
Biological process (GO): positive regulation of acrosome reaction; egg coat formation; binding of sperm to zona pellucida
Cellular component (GO): extracellular matrix
Molecular function (GO): acrosin binding
Source: RefSeq, a predicted model, not a curated record
UUGAAAAGGAAAGGUAGAAGGACAGCACAUUAGUUUGUUGCGAUGAAAACAAAGUGUAUCUAUAUAAUGUGGAGUGUUUUAUCACUUGGCAUCCUCAGCUACGCACAGGACACUUAUGAAUCUCCAUUCACCCGAAGGAAAACGCAUUUUAAACAGCAACAAUCCAAAUCAGUCAAACAUUUAACGACAGACGACAGAACACCACCCCACCGGUUACCUGCCAUUCCCUCCCCAUUGUCUGUACUCACUUUCGCGUUUAAUCGUCCUGAGGAAAAGCUCCAGUCGGACUUUGCUUACCUGCAAGACGUUUCUGUCACCUGCUCCACGACUGACUUUGUCUUGCGGGUCAACCCAGUUUUCUACGGCCAGGGUGCCAAUGCAGAGGAGCUGAGACUAGGCAGCGGCUGCAAAAGCAAUGGGGUUCUCAGACCCUACGGUGACCUGCUCUUCACGUACCCUCUGACGGCGUGUGGAGCCGUGCGGGAGUCGCCCCCCGGUUAUCUGCUCUACAAAUUCACACUCCAUUAUGAGCCUUCGCCAAAACGUUUCCCAACCAGAGCGCAGCGGAUCGAUGUGGACAUUGAAUGCCGUUAUCAAAGGAACCACCAUGUGCACAAGCUGACCGUGCAGCCCACCUGGGAGUCUCCUGUUAUGCGUAAAAAACUGAAGGGAUAUGCAAAUGACUUCAAGAUGGAGUUGAUGGAUGAUUUGUGGAGCACACCUGCCCAGUCACGGAUGUACCAGCUUGGAAAGACGGUUCAUUUCCAGAUCUCUGCACCUCAUCUCUCAACUGGUUCAAAACUGUACAUCAAUAGCUGCUAUGCUUCACCAUCCAGUGACUCUAAAUCAUCCCUCCGAUACAUCAUCAUUGGCAAUUUUGGCUGUAUGCUGGACAGUAAGAGCGACCAGGGGGCGUCUCGGUUCGUCUCUCGGACAGACAAGACCCUGAGAUUCUCCAUCCAGGCCUUCCAGUUCACUGCAGACCCUGACUCCGAGGUUAAUAUUCAGUGCAAGUUAUUAGUCUCAUCUGAAGACCCGGAUCCUGCUCACAAAUCCUGCACCUACAAAAAGAACAGGUGGAAGGCUCUCUCUGGUGACAAGUCCAUAUGUGACUGCUGUGAUUCACAGUGUGUGCCCUCUAAACUCCAGAGGGCCAUGACGGAAGGUUUUUCCAGCAGUGGGUCUUUGCUGGUCUCUGAUCAGCCGUACAAGACAGAAGAUGACCUUCUACCAGUCGGCAUUAGCGGAGUCGGCCAUGUCACGAUACAUGACACCGAUAAGCUGCACAGUCAAGAGACCCCGCUGGAAAGUGAGGAUGUAGUGACUUACGACGAUGAUGAUUACGACGAAGAGGGGUUUGAAGAGGAUGAAAGUGGGUUUAUCCUUCGAGUGAUGCCUGAACCUGAUUCAGAGGAGUUAGUAUUUAGGGACAGGGUUUCAGUUGAGUCUAAGGUGAAGGAUUCACAUCAGUUAAAAGAGGAUGAGUCAGGGUUUGGAGGGCGAGAAGAGAGUGAAGAGGAGGAGGAAUUUGAAGGAGGAGAAGAUGAGACCCAUUGGAAUCAGGAGGAGGCUGAAGUCUUACGUCAUUGGGAGCAGUUGGAUGAAAUCUUCACAUCACAAGUCGUCCCACAGAGAGAGUCACUGCUGCCGGCCUCUGAAAGUGAGGAAGAAGAGAGGAAGCGUGGAGGUGAAGAGCAUGAGAAGAUGAUGAUGGAGGAGAGGAAGCAUACAGGUGGAGGUGAAGAGCAUGAGAAGAUGAUGAUGGAGGAGAGGAAGUAUACAGGUGGAGGUGAAGAGCUUGAGAAGAUGAUGGAGAGGAAGCAUACAGGUGGAGGUGAAGAGCAUGAGAAGAUGAUGGAGGAGAGGAAGCAUACAGGUGGAGGUGAAGAGCAUGAGAAGUUGAUGGAGGAGAGGAAGCAUACAGGUGGAGGUGAAGAGCAUGAGAGGAGGAUGAUGAUGGAGUUGGAGGAUGACGACAGUCCAGAAGAUUUAGUAGAUGAUGGAAGGAGGACCUGGUAUUUCCCAUGGAUGUAGCAUUGGGUCAAUGGAUCGAUCAGUGUUCUGCUCAAAUACUGUAACCCCCAUGAUAGGAGGAUAUUCCGAUUUAUUUCAAUAAAAAACAUGAACAUGCAGCUGAUGGAUUUGUCAA